Molecule: messenger RNA, 2211 nt
Organism: Linum tenue
Lineage: Eukaryota; Viridiplantae; Streptophyta; Magnoliopsida; Malpighiales; Linaceae
Source: the annotation of a GenBank genome assembly
ACCAGAUCAAACAGAAAAAGAGGAAAGAAAGAACGAAACAUCACAGCAUUCUUCUUCUCCCUUCACCACCCACACUCCACCAAAGAUAGAAGAACCAAAAGAGAGAAAUAGCUAAGAAGAAGAAGAAGAAAGUUUUCAGUUCUGUUCUGACACAGACAUACAAUUUUCUCUAGAAUUCCUCACCUGGGUGUUGUUGUUCAUCUCUCUUCAAUCAAUCCAACCUCAUCAAGGUUCUCCACCCACCAUACCUUUUUCUUUCCUAAUCUUCCCCAACUCUGCUUGCUGGUAGUUCUAAUCCUGUUUCAUCAAAUUCCCCAAAGUCGUUUCCUUUUUCCCAAUUCUUCUUUCUUCUGGUUUUCUUGGUGUCAGUCACACUACCAUGCGAAGCUCUACUUCUUGCAUAAGGCCCCAAAUGUCUGAAGUCUAGACCUUUUUCUGGAUCUGGGAAGUCUGAAUUGUUUGGAGUAAAGUGUGGGGCAAAAUCUGAGGCUUUGGGGAGUUGGGUUUAGCUCAGAGGACUGGUAGAUGUGAAGGGUCACUGUGAGUUUUGAUAGAUGGUGUUGGUUUCCAUUGACUUGGUAGUAUAGAGCGGAGGAGGUUUGUUAAAGCUAUGGGAUCUACUAACUUGAUGAAUUAUAAAGGGGAGUUCAAUUUGGAAGAUAGGCUGUUGAUUGAUCCUAAGCUGCUCUUUGUUGGACCAAAGAUUGGUGAAGGUGCUCAUGCCAAAGUUUAUGAGGGAAAGUAUAAGAAUCAAACUGUGGCAAUUAAAGUAGUUCAUAGAGGGGAAACACCAGAGGAGAUUGCCAAGAGAGAAGCACGGUUUGCCAGGGAGAUUGCAAUGUUAUCCAAAGUGCAGCACAAGAACCUGGUCAAGUUCCUUGGUGCUUGCAAAGAACCAGUCAUGGUGAUAGUAACUGAGCUUCUGCUAGGUGGGACGCUACGAAAGUACUUGCUGAACAUGCGGCCAAGGUGCUUGGAGAAGCAUGUUGCAAUUGGUUUCGCUCUCGAUAUUGCUCGUGCGAUGGAGUGCUUACACUCCCAUGGGAUCAUUCACCGUGAUCUUAAACCCGACAACUUGCUGUUGACAGCAGACCACAGAACAGUAAAACUUGCAGAUUUUGGUUUAGCAAGAGAAGAGUCAUUAACCGAGAUGAUGACUGCCGAAACAGGAACAUAUAGAUGGAUGGCCCCUGAGCUUUACAGCACGGUAACAUUAAGGCAUGGUGAGAAAAAGCACUAUAAUCACAAGGUGGAUGCUUAUAGUUUUGCAAUCGUAUUGUGGGAGCUUGUCCAUAACAAAUUACCUUUCGAAGGCAUGUCCAAUCUACAGGCAGCUUAUGCUGCUGCUUUCAAGAACGUUAGACCCAGUGCCGAAGACCUCCCCGAGGAGCUGGCCUUAAUAGUAACCUCAUGUUGGCAAGAGGAUGCAAAUGCCAGGCCGAACUUCUCCGAGAUCAUACAGAUGCUCCACCGAUACCUCACCACAGUAUCGCCAGCAGCACCUGUGAUCCCAGCUCGGAUGUAUUCAUCCGAGAACAAAGUCCUGGCCCCCGAUUCACCUGGCGAAAGCUCUCUAAUGGCUGCAAGAGAUGACCCAGGUGACACCCCCAAAACCCAGAAUGGAGAAGAAGAUGACAAGCCUAGUAGAGGCUUCUUCUUCUGCUGUUAAUGAUAUCGUGAAAUGAAAUCGCUCCAAAAAAGGCGCAACAUUUGAAGUCAUUUUGGAGUACAAAAAAAAAAAAGGUUUACAUCUUUGAUGACAGGAUUAUAAACCCCAAAAACAAACUUAGUUGUAGCAGCAGCAAUGGAGAAAGGGAGCUCUGGAAUAGUAGUCAUGGUGGAGAUCCCACUUUUUCCUUAAAAGUGAAUAUUAGCAGUUCUUUUUUGUAUGUUCUUCUGACUCAGAAAUAUUUUAUCAUGUCAUAUCCUCUUAUGUCUGGAAAAGGGAAGAAAGGAAGCAAAGUUUUGGGAUCAGGGAGUGGAGGGGUUGCACUUUGCUGGUAGUGGUGGUGGUAGUGGGGAGAGUGAUGUAUGAUUAUUAUUAACUCAAUUAAUCAAAUGUCUGUGUAAUAAGAAAAGGUUCCUCUAAGAAGGAACUUCUUUUCCUUCUUCUUCCCAUUACUGUUCUUGUUGUUCAUAGUUUGGUCUUCUGUUGGUGCUGUUGAAUGUUGAUAAUGAGGAAUGGAAUAGAAAGUAACAGUCUUUUCCCUA